AUGGAACAUUUCUGGGCUCGAUUAAACGAUUUACCUGAUGAGAUAAUUAUGAUUAUUUUGAAAAAAUUAUACAAUGUCGAAGUGCUCUACUAUUUCAUAGGUGUUAAUAAACGACUCAAUACAAUUGCACAUGAUUCAAUUUUUUCAAGUUGUUUGAACUUAUAUCAAUAUUUUUCGGAUGAUGAUUACGUCUGUCCAUUACCAGAUCCAAUGCUUGAUCGAUUUUGUUCACAAAUUUUACCUUCAAUUCAUCAUAAAAUCCAAUGGCUUAAUCUUGAAUCAUCGUCUAUGAAACGUAUUCUUUCUGCUACAAAUUAUCCAAAUUUAUAUGGACUUGGUCUAUAUGAUAUUAAUGUAGAAGUAGCUCCAUCGCUCUUUACUGCUACAACAAUCAAUAAUAAGGAAAAAUUAUCUCGUUUAAAAUGUUUUUCGCUUCAUUGUGAUAGCACUACAAAUAGUUAUGAAAGAUCAAUUCUACCACUUCUAUAUCGAAUGAUCAGUUUAGAAAAACUUGAUUUACAUCUUAUGAUCGAAUGUAAUCAAGAAUUUGUUGAUAGUAAUGAUUUGAAGAAAAAUAUUAUCAAUCGAAUACCAGGAUUAAAAAAUUUUGUAUUUAACAUACGUUCAAGAAAAUAUUUUCGUAAUGAAAUUCGUUUACCAUUAAAUGAAGAUAUUCAACACACAUUCAAUAGUCUUCAAAAUAAUAAAAUUAUUUCUUAUGUUAAUUAUUUUCCUGAGGCAGGAUACAGUGAAUAUCACAUUUAUUCAUAUCCAUAUAAAUUAAAAUUUUAUAGAAAUAUUACAAAUAAUUUUCCAGGUGGAUUAUUUAAAUAUGUUACUGAAGUGUCACUAUUUGAUGAACAACCUUUUGAACAUGAAUUCUUUCUUCAAAUUCAAAAAUCAUUUCCAUUUAUGAAAGAAUUAACUGUAAUUAAUCAAAAACCACAAAACAAAAAACAAUGUGAAAAUUUCAAAAAUUAUGAUCAAACUUUAUCAAUUAUUAAAUAUCCUCAUCUUAUUCUACUUAAUCUAGAUUGUGUUCAUGAUGAUUAUAUUGAACAAUUUUUGUUUGAUACGAAAAUGUCUUUGUCGAAUACUCUUUAUCUUAUUAUUGAUUAUCAAUCACUGGCAAGAGUGACACACAAUUUUCAAAGAAAUAUAACACGAAUCAAUUGUGCAAAGUUGCGUUAUUUACGUCUACAUGGCGAAUAUACGAUUCUUAAACAUGUAAAAGACUAUUUUCCUUACACAGAUAUAUGCUAA
This is a messenger RNA of Rotaria sordida, 1263 nucleotides long. The record is from the annotation of a GenBank genome assembly. NCBI's taxonomy places the organism in Eukaryota, Metazoa, Rotifera, Eurotatoria, Philodinida, Philodinidae.